GCCGCGGGAGCCUCGCGUCUGAUGACUGGCCUGCUAGGAGGCUGUCGGAGGGCGCGGGGCGGGAUCGGGCCGGCCUUCCAGCGUGCGCUGAUCUUGGUGACUGCUGUCUCAGGGCGUCCCUUCUGUGGCCAGAGUGGUGGACGGCAGAGAACAGCCUCUCCAAGGUUUGGUGUCCAGAUGCUGGAAUGUAGCAACUGAGGAUGAGAGAAAUGAUCCCCGGGACCAGCAAGGAUUAGAAGUGAGAAUUGAAGCCCACGGGUAGAGCUGAGACUUCUUCAACACCGAAGGAAGAGGAAGCAGGCAGUGCUUUUUACCUGAACUCAGACUCACCAUGUAGGAAGGGUAACCUGAACCUGCAGAUCCACAGACUGGACCUCUUGUGCAGCCAUAACUGAGGGUCUGCUAGGCAGCAAGGUGACACUGAUUAAGCCUGCUGAUGACAGAUUCCCUCAGUUUUGUUGUGCCACAGAGUCCCUUUCUGCAGUUCUGAAGGAUGGUUUCACUAGAUCUGCAGUCUUGUGUGCCAGCAAGAUGGAGAUUAACACGUCUGGCUUUGACAUUGAUGCCCCCCGUUGGGACCAGGGCACUUUCCUGGGGCGUGUGAAGCACUUCUUUAACAUCACAGACCCCCGCACCAUCUUGGUACCAGAGCAUGAGCUGGACUGGGCCAAGGCAAUGGUGGAGAGGAGCAGAAUGGGGACCGUGCCUCCAGGCACCCACAUGGAGCAGCUUCUGUAUGCUAAGAAGCUGUAUGACUCAGCCUUCCACCCCGACACUGGGGAGAAGAUGAAUGUCAUCGGGCGGAUGUCCUUCCAGGUCCCUGGCGGCAUGCUUAUCACAGGUUUCAUGCUCCACUUCUACAGGACCAUGCCAGCAGUGAUCUUCUGGCAGUGGGUGAACCAGUCUUUCAACGCCUUGGUCAACUACACCAACAGGAACGCAGCUUCCCCCAUGUCGGUCAGGCAGAUGGCCUUCUCCUACCUCACAGCCACCACCACCGCAGUGGCCACUGCUGUGGGCAUGAACAUGUGGACAAAGAGAGCUCCACCCUUGGUGUGUCGCUGGGUACCCUUUGCUGCUGUGGCUGCUGCAAACUGUGUCAAUAUCCCAAUGAUGCGGCAGCAGGAACUCAUCCAGGGCAUCUCGGUGCAGGACAAGAACCACAAUGAGGUUGGCCAUUCCCAGAGAGCUGCAGCCAUAGGCAUUGCCCAAGUGGUUAUUUCCCGGAUCACCAUGGCAGCUCCUGGCAUGAUCUUGCUACCAGUCAUCAUGGAAAGGCUAGAGAAACUGCACUUCAUGAAGGUCAGCAGGCCUCCUCUUCAUGGUACCAGUGGCAUGUGGGCUCUUUCCACAGAUGUGGUAUUGCCUUUUGUUACCUGCUUUCUUUUAUUGACCCCACUGCCACUCCAUCCCCAAUCCUCCACAGCAGUGCCUUGCCAGUUUCUUAUCUGGAACCAGAUCUUCAAGACGUUGUCGGGGCCAAGGACGGAAAACAUGCACCUUAUGUCUAUUUCAACAAGGGUCUCUGAAUGCAUCAUGCCAGCAAGGACCAGCCUGCGAGUAUCUACUGCUCUGCACACCUGUGCCCACGUUCCUCCUUGCCCACAAGGCCUGAGAGCCAGGAUGGACAGGGGCACAUUUCCUAUCACUUUGACCAAGUAGUUUGUUUACUGGACUUUAGUGGGUAAUCAUGGAAAAGGGAACCAAAGGUGGGAGUCCUCUGUGCCUCCUCCUUAACCCUCUGCCCUGGAGGCUGGAAACUGCUGCCUUUGCAGGGAGAAGUUGCUGCUACCUGUUGGUGGGCAGGGUGGAAGACAUCAAGCAAAUCAUUGGGAAAAGUUAGGAAACCUUGCUAGGCCUGAUGUUGCAUGCUUGUAAUCCCAGCACUUGGGAGGCUGAGGCAGAAGGGUCCUUAAGAAUUUGAGACCAGCUGGGCUACAAAGUGAGUACAAGGCCAGCUUGAACUGCAUAGUGAGACCCUGUGUCAAAAAGACAAAAAAAAUUUUUUUAAGAAACCUUUAGGAUCCAGGUCCAGCCAGGUUUGGGGAUUGGCCAAGGGCAGGAAGAGCUCUGCAUCUUCCCUUCCCUUUCCUUCCAGAGCAGAGGAGCCUUCACCUUGCUUUGCUACCCUGGCUCACAGGAAGGGAAACACAGGCUCAUCUCCCCCAGUGAUCUCUCUAGUACUCUUCCCUGUGUGUCUGGCCAGAGAGCUACCUUUCGAGUGCUGCUAGCUGGGUUUAUUGAACACCCAGGAGUUAAUCUGUACUAAAAAAUGAGGCUGCACAGAGCAGUAAAAUACCAUGAUGCUUCAAGCAUCCAUUGACACUGACUUUGUUCAGCCAGCACUCUGGAAGGCUGAGGCAGGGGGAUCACAAAUUUGAGACAAAGGGAUUUAUUGAGACAGGUUUCAAAAUAAAAAGUUGGGGCCAUAGCUCAGUGCAGCUGCUCUGGGUUUGAUCCCCAGUACUGGAGAGAAAAAAGAAAAAUCAUGCCUAGACCUUUUUUUUGAGACAAGGUUUCACUAUGUAGUUAAGUCUGGUCUUGAAUUUGCAGUGAUCCUCCUGUCUCUUGGCCUCCUGAAUGCUAAGAUCACAGGUGUGCACCACCAUGCCCAGCCUUUCAUACCUGUUUUUUGUUUUGUUUUUUGUUAUGGGGGUUGAAUUUGUGCUUGCCAGCAGGCGCUUACACCACUGAGCUAAAUCCCCAGCCCUCACGGGCCUGUUUUGAAAGAGAAAUCUCCUCACUGUUUGUGGAAAGGAUGUAUGUUAGCAUUAACCACACGGUUAAUGGAUCUAAUCUGGCUGCCUCCUUUCCUCCGCCAUCAGCAGGCUAAGCACCAAAGAGAGACUGGCAUUUGCUGAAUAGGAGAGGGAAGUUGGAUUUGGACACCUAAGGGGAAGCCAAACAGUACCAAAUGGCCUUAAGAGUACGGGGCGGGGGGGCAGGAUUUGGAUCAGGAGCACAGCGCCUGCCUGGCAAGUAUGAGGUUCUGAGUUCAAUUUCUGAUACCACAAAAAUAAAUUUUUUUUUUGUUUUUUCCUGUGCAAUUUUGGGACCAGGGAUUUAGCUCAGUGGCCCAGUGCCUGCCUGGCAAGUGUGAGGGCCUAAGUUUGAUUCCCAGUAUGCAUUCCCCUUAAAAAAAAAAAAAAGUGUGCAGGGCACAGCAAUCUUUUCCCUUUCAACCAGCUUCUUGGGUUGGGGUUAAGGUAAGUUGAGGGAGGACUCCUAGGGUGCUCCUGUGUCUGUGUGACUCUCCUGGAGAAUGCUGGCUCUUCAGAGACCAUCACUGAACUGUAUAAAGUGCACUAAAGAGCAUAAAAAUCUGUAAACCAAGUACUAAAGCCUGGAUGGAGGGGAUUAGCUCAGCAGCUCAAGUGCCUGUCUGCUAAGUGCAAGGCUUCGAGUUCAAUCCCCAGUACCAAAAAAAUAAAGCCGGCAGAACACAGGA
This is a messenger RNA of Cavia porcellus (domestic guinea pig), 3448 nucleotides long. It is a transcript of the gene Sfxn2, whose product is annotated as sideroflexin 2. Gene Ontology annotation, biological process: monoatomic ion transport; serine import into mitochondrion. The record is from RefSeq and is a predicted model, not a curated record. The coding region runs from base 532 to 1662 and encodes 376 amino acids. The transcript is spliced from 13 exons. Gene Ontology annotation, cellular component: mitochondrial inner membrane. NCBI's taxonomy places the organism in Eukaryota, Metazoa, Chordata, Mammalia, Rodentia, Caviidae. Gene Ontology annotation, molecular function: monoatomic ion transmembrane transporter activity.